Cricetulus griseus (Chinese hamster) is the source of this 3237-nucleotide messenger RNA. Lineage: Eukaryota; Metazoa; Chordata; Mammalia; Rodentia; Cricetidae. The record is from RefSeq and is a predicted model, not a curated record.
AUGGCUUUCAGCAAGAGGAGUCACCAUGGCCUGGGCUUCCUUUGCUGCUUUGGAGGCAGUGACCUCCCAGAGAUCGACCUCCGGGACAGCCAUUCAUUGCAUUAUCUGGACUUUUCCGGUCCCAUCCCAAACCCAGAGGAACUCAAUGUCCGCUUUGCAGAGCUGGUGGAUGAAUUGGACCUCACAGACAAAAACCGAGAGGCUGUGUUUGCACUGCCACCCGAGAAGAAAUGGCAGAUCUACUGCAGCAAGAAGAAGGAGCAGGAGGACCCCAACAAGCUGGCAACCAGCUGGCCUGACUAUUACAUUGAACGUAUCAACUCCAUGGCUUCGAUGCAGAACCUGUAUGAAUUUGAUGAAAAGGAGACAGACACAAGGAACCAAGUUGUAGAAGACCUGAAGACAGCCCUCCGGACACAGCCCAUGAGGUUUGUGACCCGCUUCAUCGAGCUGGAAGGCUUGACCUGUCUGCUGAAUUUCCUCCGGAGCAUGGACCAUGCCACGUGUGAGAGCCGAAUCCACACCUCUCUCAUUGGCUGCAUCAAGGCUCUGAUGAACAACUCCCAGGGACGGGCACAUGUUCUGGCACAGCCCGAGGCCAUCAGUACCAUUGCACAGAGCCUGCGCACGGAGAACAGCAAGACUAAGGUGGCAGUACUGGAAAUCCUGGGUGCAGUGUGCCUUGUGCCCGGAGGCCACAAGAAGGUUCUCCAGGCCAUGCUACACUACCAGGUGUAUGCAGCCGAGCGCACUCGUUUCCAGACACUGCUGAAUGAGCUGGAUCGAAGUUUGGGUCGGUACCGGGAUGAGGUAAACCUAAAGACAGCCAUCAUGUCCUUCAUCAAUGCUGUCCUCAAUGCUGGGGCUGGAGAGGACAACCUCGAAUUCCGCCUACAUCUCCGGUAUGAGUUCCUGAUGCUGGGGAUCCAGCCAGUGAUAGAUAAACUCCGACAACAUGAGAAUGCCAUCCUGGACAAGCAUUUAGACUUCUUUGAGAUGGUCCGGAAUGAGGAUGACCUGGAGCUGGCCCGGAGGUUUGACAUGGUCCACAUCGACACGAAAAGUGCCUCCCAGAUGUUUGAGCUGAUCCACAAGAAGCUGAAGUACACGGAGGCCUACCCUUGCCUACUCUCUGUGCUGCAUCACUGCCUGCAGAUGCCAUACAAGCGGAAUGGUGGCUACUUCCAGCAGUGGCAGCUCCUGGAUAGAAUCCUUCAGCAGAUCGUUCUCCAGGAUGAGCGGGGCAUGGACCCUGACCUGGCCCCACUGGAAAACUUCAAUGUCAAGAACAUUGUCAACAUGCUCGUCAAUGAGAACGAAGUAAAGCAGUGGCGGGACCAAGCAGAGAAGUUCCGGAAGGAACACAUGGAGCUCGUGAGCCGGCUGGAGAGAAAGGAGCGAGAAUGUGAGACAAAGACGCUGGAGAAGGAAGAGAUGAUGAGGACCCUGAACAAGAUGAAGGACAAGCUGGCCAAGGAGUCCCAGGAGCUGCGCCAAGCUAGAGGACAAGUGGCAGAACUGGUAGCCCAACUCAAUGAACUCUCAGUACGCGUACUCGGGCAUCACCCCUCCCACUUAUGUAGUUCAGCCAGCACCCUGAGUUUCAGUGAAAAGCCUGCACCAUUGGAUGCAUGCAUCCAGAUGUUUUACUUUGAUGGUUGCGACUCUGGUUGCCUAUGCACCCCCCAGCCUUCACACCCGCUGAAGUCCUUCAACUGGGUCAAGCUGAAUGAGGAGCGUGUCUCUGGUACCGUGUGGAAUGAGAUUGAUGACAUGCAGGUUUUUCGGAUUUUGGACCUGGAAGAUUUUGAAAAAAUGUUCUCAGCAUAUCAGAGGCACCAGGGUGGCAUGCAGGAGGGUCCCCAGAGAGAGAGAGGCAAUGUGAGAGAUCGGGGGACUGCAAGCAGACUUCUGCCAGCCUUGGAGGCGAAUGUCCACAGAAUGGAGAACACUUCUAGGUCUAUUGUGUCACCUACCAGUCCCAAGAAAGAACUUGGCUCCACGGAGGACAUCUACCUGACUUCCCGAAAAGUCAAAGAGCUGUCAGUCAUAGAUGGCCGGAGGGCCCAGAACUGUAUCAUUCUUCUCUCCAAGUUGAAGCUUUCAAAUGAGGAGAUACGACAGGCCAUCCUGAGGAUGGAUGAACAAGAAGACCUCGCUAAAGACAUGCUGGAGCAGCUCCUCAAGUUCAUCCCUGAGAAGAGCGACAUUGACCUCCUGGAGGAGCACAAGCAUGAGAUUGAGAGGAUGGCGCGUGCAGACCGCUUCCUUUAUGAAAUGAGCCGGAUUGACCACUACCAGCAGCGACUACAGGCCCUUUUCUUCAAGAAGAAGUUCCAGGAACGGCUGGCAGAGACCAAGCCCAAAGUAGAAGCCAUCCUGCUGGCCUCCAGGGAGCUAACCCUCAGCAAGCGUCUGAAGCAGAUGCUGGAAGUGGUCUUAGCCAUCGGUAACUUCAUGAACAAGGGGCAGCGUGGGGGCGCCUACGGGUUCCGGGUAGCCAGUCUCAACAAGAUUGCUGACACAAAGUCCAGCAUUGACAGGAACAUCUCUCUGCUUCAUUACCUGAUCAUGAUCCUGGAGAAGCAUUUCCCCGACAUCCUGAACAUGCCCUCGGAGCUGCGGCACCUAUCAGAAGCCGCCAAAGUCAACUUGGCAGAGCUGGAGAAGGAGAUUGGCACUCUCAGGAGGGGCCUCCGAGCCGUGGAGAUGGAGUUGGAAUAUCAAAGCUGCCAGGCACGGGACCCCAAUGACAAGUUUGUCCCUGUCAUGAGUGACUUCAUCACAGUGUCCAGCUUCAGUUUUGCAGAGCUGGAGGACCAGCUCAAUGAGGCCAGAGAUAAGUUUUCCAAGGCACUGACGCACUUCGGGGAGCAGGAAAGUAAGAUGCAGCCAGAUGAGUUCUUUGGCAUCUUCGAUACCUUCUUGCAGGCCUUCUUAGAGGCCCGGCAGGACCUGGAGGCCAUGAGGAGGAGGAAGGAAGACGAUGAACGGAGGGCACGCAUGGAAUCGAUGCUGAAGGAGCAGCGUGAGAAAGAAAGAUGGCAGAGGCAGCGGAAGGUCCUGACGGGCAGCACCCUGGAGGAGAGUGGCGAGUUUGAUGACCUGGUGUCAGCCUUGCGCUCUGGAGAAGUUUUUGACAAGGACUUAAGCAAGUUCAAGCGCAGCCGCAAGCGAGCAGGGACUCAGACCCCAGAGGUCACCCGUGAGCGGGUGAUGAACAGGCUAAAUUAUUGA